Messenger RNA from Poecilia reticulata (guppy), 1843 nucleotides. NCBI's taxonomy places the organism in Eukaryota, Metazoa, Chordata, Actinopteri, Cyprinodontiformes, Poeciliidae. The record is from RefSeq and is a predicted model, not a curated record.
UCUAAUUCUCCAUCAGCUGCAGAAAAGACCAACCUCAGGAUUGUUCUUCUUGGGAAAACUGGAGUCGGCAAAAGUGCAGCAGGAAACAGGAUUUUAGGGACUAAAGCUUUUAAGUCUCAUCCAUCUUUUUCCUCUGUGACAUCAGUCUGUGAGAAGAAAACUGAUGAUUUUCGUGAUUUAAAUCUGGAUGUUAUUGAUACUCCAGGUCUGUUUGGGACUAAAAAAACUAAUGAAGAGGUUAUAAAAGAGAUUGUUAAAUGCAUCAACAUGGCGGCUCCUGGUCCUCAUGUCUUCCUGAUUGUGAUCCAACCAACCAGAUUCACACCAGAAGAUGAAAAAACGGUGGAAAUAAUUAAGACAAUGUUUGGAGAAGAAGCAGCCAGAUACACUAUGAUCCUGUUUACCCAUGGAGACGAGCUGAAAAAGGGAAACAUUAAAAUUGAAGACAUGUUAGAAAACCACCAACCUCUAAAACACUUCAUCAGUCAGUGCUGCAUCUUGGAGAAAUUAGAAGAUAAAUAUCAUGUUUUUGACAAUGAAGUUGAGGAUUCUGUUGAAGUCAGCAGAUUGCUGGAAAAGAUCCAAAGAAUGGUUCGGCGAAAUGGAGGAAGUUUCUACACCAAUAAAAUGGCAGAAAGAGCCAAACAGGAAGAAAUAGAACGACCACUUAGAGCUGCUGCUGCAGCUGCAAAGGAGAAAGAUCUCAGGAUUGUUCUUCUGGGGAUAACUGGAGUCGGCAAAAGUGCAUCAGGAAAUACUAUUUUAGGGAAAAGAGCUUUUGAGUCUAAACUCUGUUUCUCCUCUGUGACACCAGUCUGUCAUAAGGAUACCAAUUAUUUAUCUGGUUUAAAUGUGACUGUUAUUGAUACUCCUGGUCUGUUUGAUACAUGUGUAAGUGAACAAGAGGUCAUAGAACAGAUCACUAGAUGCAUCAGCAUGGCGGCUCCUGGUCCUCAUGUCUUCCUGAUUGUGAUCCAACCGACCAGAUUCACACCAGAGGAAAGUAAAACUGUGGAAAUAAUCCGGAAAAUAUUUGGAGAAGAAGCAGCCAGAUACACCAUGAUCUUGUUUACCCACGGAGAUAAGCUGAGAGAGGCAAACGUUAAAAUAGAAAAGAUUAUAGAAAGCAGCCAGUCUCUAAAAUACUUCAUCAGUCAGUGUGCCAUCCUCCAGAAAUUUGAAGAUAAAUAUCAUGUUUUUGACAAUGAAGCUGAAGAUCCUGCUCAAGUCAGAGGACUGUUGCUGAAGAUCCUGAGAAUGGUUCAGCAAAAUGGAGGAAGUUUCUACASCAAUGAGAUGUUCAGAGAGGCAGAGAGAGCAAAGGGAAAAGGUUCAGUGAGAGCAGAGAAAGAGGAGGGAUGUGUUAUUGUAUAGCUGCAGUUGAUUAAACCCUGAUUUUAAUUAACAAAAUCAGCUCUAAUAAUAACAUUUGAUAGUGUCAUUAAUUAGUUGCUGCAAUGUUUGAGCAGCUGAGGAAGGAAAAGCCAACRUCUCAUAAAAAGGUUGUUGGUUUGAUUCCCGUUUCCAUAGAGCCCAGCUUAUSAACUUGAUCAGCAGUGCAUUAAUAUAUGAAGUAAUGUAGGAGCUUUGAGCUGACAGCAAGAGGAGAAACAAAUGCAGCUAUUAACAAUAAAUUAUUGUAAGACUUCUAUUUCUGUGUAACUAUUGAUUACUUACCUUGUGAUUAGUGAUACCAAUCGUUACUUGCUGGACUACUUGAUGCAUAUUGUUCCGGUGAACUGCUAGGUAACCAGUCCCCUCUGUCACUCCCCUGCACCUUUCUGCAGCUCCUUUCUGCCUGUCGGUGAGGAGAACCAGGGGGACUCAAUCUUCAAUCUCCUAG